This is a messenger RNA of Helobdella robusta, 411 nucleotides long. RefSeq lists its product as hypothetical. The annotation marks the transcript as partial. The record is from RefSeq and is a predicted model, not a curated record. Gene Ontology annotation, molecular function: protein binding. The transcript has 2 exons. NCBI's taxonomy places the organism in Eukaryota, Metazoa, Annelida, Clitellata, Rhynchobdellida, Glossiphoniidae.
UUGCAGGUGAAGGAAAUAGAAGGAAAAGGCCGAGGAGUUGUUGCUGCCAGGUCGUUCUACAGAGGUGAAUUCAUAGUCGAAUAUGCUGGAGACCUAAUCGAAAUUUUAAUUGCUAGAGAGCGGGAAUCCAAAUAUAACCUCUCGUCUGCCUUUGGCUGCUACAUGUAUUAUUUUAAGCACAACAACAAAAAUUAUUGCAUCGAUGCAACAGCAGAAACAGGUCGAUUAGGAAGAUUAGUAAAUCACAGUCGGAUGAAACCAAACUGUAAAACAAAAGUAGUCAUGGUUAAAAAUGUUCCUCGACUUAUCUUGGUUGCAACUAAAACAAUAAAAGAGGGCGACGAAAUCUUGUACGACUAUGGAGAUCGUAGUAAAGAAUCCAUUUUGGCACACCCAUGGCUGGCUUUAUGA